AUGGCCCGUCCCCCAUCUUCCACCAGCGACGUCUGUCUGUACUUCCUCGCGCUCUUCCUCCCGCCGCUAGCCGUCUUCUUCAAGACCGGAUGCGACUCGAACUUUCUCAUCAACAUCCUACUGAGUAUUCUGGGCUGGCUACCGGGUGUUUUGC
Fonsecaea pedrosoi CBS 271.37 is the source of this 154-nucleotide messenger RNA. RefSeq lists its product as uncharacterized. Gene Ontology annotation, cellular component: membrane. The transcript has 2 exons. The record is from RefSeq and is a predicted model, not a curated record. The annotation marks the transcript as partial. NCBI's taxonomy places the organism in Eukaryota, Fungi, Ascomycota, Eurotiomycetes, Chaetothyriales, Herpotrichiellaceae.